Molecule: messenger RNA, 1756 nt
Organism: Poecilia reticulata (guppy)
Lineage: Eukaryota; Metazoa; Chordata; Actinopteri; Cyprinodontiformes; Poeciliidae
Gene: cpvl
Product: carboxypeptidase vitellogenic like
Biological process (GO): proteolysis
Molecular function (GO): serine-type carboxypeptidase activity
Source: RefSeq, a predicted model, not a curated record
GGUGUCGCUCACGUGACCUAAGACUUGGUCAUGUGACUAACGCUCACAGUGAAAGACAUUUUAAUCGCUCUGGUAGUACAUUCCUCUAACUGAAGCUGAAAUUUGCCUCGUUUCCUUAGAGACGGCGGCAUAAUGAGGAUGCUGAGGGAAACUCUGACUCUCCUGUUGCUCUUCGCCUGCCUGGGCCCUGCAGCCGCCGCUCGGAGCUGCUCGUCGUUUUUCUGCAGGAAAUCUCACAGAGUCAGCGGUCUGAAUGGAGUGGACCCCGGGGCUCCUCUGUUUAUCACUCCCUAUCUGGAGAAGGGCGCCAUAGAUGAAGCCAGGAAACUAAGUAUGGUUGGAAAAUUGCCUGGGGCGAAUGUCAAGAGUUACUCUGGAUACUUCACAGUCAACAAGACCUACAACAGCAACCUCUUUUUCUGGUUCUUCCCUGCACAAAUGGCACAGCAGGACAAAGCCCCGGUGCUGCUCUGGCUGCAAGGUGGACCCGGUGGCACCUCCAUGUUCGGUCUCUUUGUGGAACACGGACCUUACGUGGUGUACAAGAAUAUGUCUGUCGGUUUAAGGGAUUACUCAUGGACGAGCAGAUACUCAAUUUUGUACAUUGACAAUCCGGUUGGAACAGGUUUCAGCUUUACUGAUGAUGACAGAGGAUAUGCUCAGAACCAAGACGAUGUCGGCAGAGAUCUGUACAGUGCUUUAACACAGUUCUUCCAACUCUUUCCUGAGUAUCAGUCCAAUGAGUUUUAUGCAACUGGGGAGUCAUAUGCAGGAAAAUAUGUUCCUGCCAUUUCCUAUUACAUCCACAAGAACAACCCCACCGCAAAGGUGAAGAUCAACUUUAAGGGCAUGGCUAUCGGUGACGGACUCUGUGAUCCAGAACUGAUGCUGGGCGGUUAUGGAGAGUUCCUGUAUCAGACGGGAAUGAUAGACAAACUCCAGAAACAGUACGUGGACAAGCAGACGGACCUCGGCGUGGAACUCAUCCAUCAGCAGAAAUGGGUGGAGGCUUUUAAGGUUUUUGACUCCUUGCUGAAUGGAGACGUCGAUCCGUAUCCGUCCUUUUUCCAAAAUGCUACAGGCUGCACCAACUAUUUUAACUACAUGACAUGCCAGGAACCUGAAGACCAGGAGUACUUCUCCCAGUUUGUGACGCUGCCUGAUGUGCGGAAAGCCAUCCACGUGGGUAACCUGACCUUCCACGACGGCUCCGAGGUGGAGAAGCACCUCCUGCAGGAUGUCAUGAAGAGCAUCAAACCGUGGUUGGGGAUUCUGAUGGACAACUACAGGGUCCUAAUCUACAGCGGUCAGCUGGAUGUGAUUGUAGCAGCUCCUCUGACCGAGAGGUUUCUGCCGACUGUCAACUGGAGCGGAGCCGCCGAGUAUAAAGCCGCUCCCCGGUUCCACUGGAAGCUCCAGCCCGACGACACCGAGGUGGCAGGUUACGUCAGACAAGUCGGAGAGUUUUUCCAGGUCAUCAUCAGAGGAGGAGGACACAUCCUGCCUUACGACCAGCCGGCAAGGUCCUUUGAUAUGAUCGACAGGUUCUUGUCAACGCAGGGCUGGGCGUGAAAUGGUGCCGAUAUGGGCUUAUAGGACACACUGAUUGUGGAGUGUUGAUUUUAAAGACCUUUGAUUGUCACAACAAAUGUAAAUGAAUUGUUUCUGUAUAUAGUUUUGCAACAUCCAUCCAUCCAUCCAUUUUCUUGCACCCUUUUUCCCUCAGUGGGGUCGGGAGGGUUGCUGGUGCCUAUCU